This is a messenger RNA of Protobothrops mucrosquamatus (brown spotted pit viper), 2010 nucleotides long. RefSeq names its product sushi domain containing 1 (gene SUSD1). Bases 12 to 2009 code for a protein of 665 amino acids. The record is from RefSeq and is a predicted model, not a curated record. The transcript is spliced from 15 exons. NCBI's taxonomy places the organism in Eukaryota, Metazoa, Chordata, Lepidosauria, Squamata, Viperidae. Gene Ontology annotation, molecular function: calcium ion binding.
CAGGAGGCGACAUGAACUCGUGGCCUGUUGGGGCCAGGCAGGGCAGUCCGCGUCCCGACUCCCCGCUGCUGGUCUUGUGGGCGCUGCUGCUUCUGACCCGCUAUUCGGCGGAAGAGGAGAAACGGGGUAAGGCUGCAUCAAAUGUAAUUUUUGAUGUUUGUGCUACUUGCCAUGCAAAUGCCACAUGUGUACAAAAAGAUGGCAAAGAUAUCUGUGAGUGCAACUAUGGAUUUAUUGGAAAUGGGAGAACAAUCUGUCAUGAUAAAAAUGAAUGUCUUUCUGGCAUUUGUGGAGAGCACGCUGUAUGUCAUAAUACACACGGAAGCUAUUACUGUGUUUGCCAUGUAGGCUUCCAGGCCUCCAAUAAACAUGGAACAUUUAUUCCCAAUGAUGGCACAACAUGUAUAGUUGUGGAUUGUGGACCUCCACCUUAUAUUCCAAAUGCUCUGUCAGCUCCUGUGGAUAAAACCACUUAUGGAAACCAAGUCCUUUAUACCUGUCAGCCUAAUUAUGUCCUUGAAAGUGGGAACUCAACUGCGGUUUGCAAUGCCAAAGGAAAAUGGGAAGGUGCAGAUAUGGUGUGUAAAGAAAUAGACUGUGGAAAACCACCGAGGCUGCCAAAUGCAGACAUUAUCUGGGAUAACAGCACAACUUUAGGGAGCACCGUAUACUAUAAAUGCAAAGAUGGAUUUCAGUCUUUUGGAGAACAUAAUUUUUCACAAUGUAAAAUAUCUCACAAAUGGGAAAACAUUACUUUUGAAUGCAAAGAAAUCACCUGUGGCCAACCUCCUGUAUUGUCUUUCUCAAACAUGAUAUGGGAUGGAUCUACUCAUCCAGGAAGCACCGUAAAAUACAACUGCAUGAAAGGUUUCUAUUCCACAGGGACAAAAAGUCAUUCUGUUUGCACCAGAAAUGGAUCUUGGGAAAUGUUGGAUUUAAGAUGUAAAAAAGUGCAAGACUUUGUUAAUGUUACAUGGAAAGAUCCUUGUGUGUCAUGGAAGAGACAUUACGGAAGUGCUGGAGUAAAUGAAACCUAUCAAGUUACUGUGUUGAUGCUAGGAAAUGAAUCAAAGGAAAUGACAGAUAUGUUGAUCAAACCUCCUGCCACUGAGCUGGCUGUAAAUGUGUGUUUGCAAUUACAGCAACACACAAAUUACACUGUGGAAAUUAUUGCAGACUCCAUUAAUUUGCUUUUACGGUUGAGAAUAGCACAUCCAGUAAUUCAUCCAUUGGCUGAAAAGACAGUAUUCAACAACAUUUCCAUAUUUAAUGACACCUGUAUUAAAUGGCAGAGAGUCCCAAGAAGAACACAGACUGAGGAAACCUACCUAAUUCACCUAGUGGGUCUACGCUGGUAUCAGGAGGAAUUCAGUCAUAAAAUGAUUCUUAACUUUACCACAAAUUCAUGGAAUCCAGAAUUGUGCCUCAAUUUAUCUUCAGGCAGCAAUUACACUGUAAAUAUCUCCACUGCUGACCUAAAUCAUAGUGUCCCCCUCCAUUUGAGCAUCCCAUUAGCAGAUCCACCAUCGCCACAAGUAGAAUUCAGAUCAGCACAAGACUUUAUACCAUUAUUGAGCUUUCUGAAAGCUGAAGGAAGAAAUGGUCCAAUCAGUUCUUACCAAGUGAUUGUCAUUCCUGGGAUUCCACUCUGCAACUUUAAUUGCUACUCCUUGACCAACCUCUCCUACUUCAGCAAAGGUUCAGAAUCUGAUAGCUAUGUGACAGCUGAAUUCUCGGCCAAGAGCAUUCCUGAGAACAGGUUGAGUUUUGUUCCCGGAGACCGGCUAUAUUAUGGAGGAUUUUAUAACGCUCCCUUGAAACCAAGUAAAGCAUACUGUAUUGUACUUAGGACUGUCAGCAAGUGGAACGGGAUGAGAACACAGUCCUGUGUAAUAUGGGCCCAUAUUAGAGAUAUAUCAUUCCCAAUACAGCAUUUGACUAUUGUUAUUUUAAGCUCAGUUGCUGCUAUCAGUACCAUCUUUUUAUUAUUACUCUGCCUAGCAUGGUAGG